AUGGUUACAACUCUAGCUCGUCUAGCUCGUCAAACGUUAGCAGAAUUAGCAGAAUCAACAGAUCAAGUGCCGCAUAGACAAGUUUACAUUCAUGGUUUAUGUGAAUGGAAAGAUUACAAAGUCAUAAUUUACGAACUUCCAUUAAAACCACAUGAAACUUGCAUUGGAACUCGUGCUGAUGAUUCUGAAAAAGAAGCAGAUACAUCAUUUCGUCUAAAGAAACCACGAGUACCAGCACUAACUGAAAAAGUCGCAUACUCUGAAAUCAUAGACCAUGUCUUUGAGAAGGUGAAAAAUUACUGGCUAAAGGAUUAUAGUCGUGCGCAUGAUGCGAUAGUUGUUAAAAUUAAUCAAUUUCCGUGGACAGAAUGCGCAUGCAAUUUGGCACUCAUGAUGGAGCCGGAAAUCUGUUUGCCUCAUCAAUAUUUAUUUGGAUACUAUCAAGCACAAAUUCCUCAAAAUAUUCUCCCCAAUCCUAUAAUAUUGGAUUUCUUCUUUAUUCGAGAUGAAAUUUUCUACGCAUUUGAUAUAUAA
Diversispora eburnea is the source of this 534-nucleotide messenger RNA. The record is from the annotation of a GenBank genome assembly. NCBI's taxonomy places the organism in Eukaryota, Fungi, Glomeromycota, Glomeromycetes, Diversisporales, Diversisporaceae.